This is a messenger RNA of Ylistrum balloti, 3642 nucleotides long. RefSeq lists its product as uncharacterized. Gene Ontology annotation, molecular function: flavin adenine dinucleotide binding; choline dehydrogenase activity. Gene Ontology annotation, cellular component: mitochondrial inner membrane. The transcript is spliced from 4 exons. The record is from RefSeq and is a predicted model, not a curated record. Bases 1 to 3597 code for a protein of 1198 amino acids. NCBI's taxonomy places the organism in Eukaryota, Metazoa, Mollusca, Bivalvia, Pectinida, Pectinidae.
AUGGCAACUGUUGGAAAGACCUGCAUAGGACUGCUUCGUCCCGGUUGUCUCAGCAGAAUCUUCACUGCGUCGAAAGCUUCAAAGAAUAUAUCGGCAUACCACCCCAAACUAAAGCAUUUGUUAGGUGUUUGUGGCAGUUACACCACCUACAGCUCGGUAACAGAUCAUAACACCACCCUUUCAAGAGUCAGAACUAUCAACAGUGUCAAACCUACCAAGUCCACUGAUGCCGGGAAGAAGGCAUCCCUAGUUAUUUUCGACAAAGACGGCACCCUGAUAUGUUGUCAGGCAAUGUGGUCUCAUUGGGCAAAGAAAAUAGCGUCUAAGUUGGAAGAAAACACCGGACUAGACAUUCAAGAAAAAGUGUUUAAAAAGAUCGGAUUUUGUAACGAAUCUGACCGUGUUGUGCCAGGUCUGUUUGCGGAGGCUACUGAUGAAAUGGUACAAGAUGCUUUAGUAGAGCUUCUCAGACAAGAAGGUCUCGAUGAAAACAAAGGUCGUGACAUUGUGAUCAACAUUUGGGAAGAUGGACAUGGUAUUUUCCAAACUAAACCGUUAGCGGACCUGAACACCUUGUUUAAGAUUUUGAAAAGAAACGGAAUUAAGAUCGCUAUUUGUACUUCUGAUCGACGGCAAGCCACUGAAGCAUUGCUACAUGAUAUAGGAAUUCACAAAUGGAUUGAUCACAUCGUUUGUGGUGAUGACCCAACUAAUGUCCCAAAACCUGCUGCAGAUAACGCUCAGCUGAUCUGCGAAAUGCUUGGUGUGAACCCUGAAGAUACUGUCAUGGUGGGAGACACCAAAGCUGAUGUGGGUAUGGGAAAGGCAGCACAGCUUGGCUGGAAUAUAGGGGUAUUAAGUGGUAUAGGUCAGACAAAUGAUUUGUACCCAGCGGCCAAUCAUGUUAUAGAAAGUGUCCAAGACUUGUUGCCCCUCAUCCUACCGGAGGACCAAUGGAGGGAAUGCUACGCUUACUCCAAUGACAAAAGAAUCUUGAUCGAACCAUAUUCCUUGGAAUCUUCCAAUUCUGAUGAGUAUGCUAGUGUUGAAAAUCAUGUACCGACUGUUGCCCUGAUCAUCUUAGAUCUCCAUGGUACCAUCCUCUGUGCCCACAGCAGGUUCGGCAAAUGGACGGACCAAAUCUGUUCAAACUUAGAACAAGCGACUGGUCUUUGUGAUCUGAGAUCAGAAAUUUACCAGAGGCUAGGCAUAUGCGAACAGACAGGUAAAGUAAAGAACGGGCUGUUGAAUGAACAUGGAACCGCUAACUUGGAGGUGAGGUCGUCACUAGUGGAGAUGAUCCAUAAACACUUGACAUAUGAGGAGUCUCUGAUGGUUGUGAACAAAGUCUGGCAGGAGUGUGAAUGUAUACUUCGAGAAGAACCACAAUCUCUUCUCAGGGAUAUAAAAAAAUUCUUCAAAACACUAAAGAGAAAAGAAAUCAAAAUAGCAAUAUGUACUGGAGAUAAACGAGAGCUUGCUCUGUCAGAUUUGACACAUCUAGGUGUUUUGAAGUAUGUUGAUAUGAUGAUCUGUGGAGAUGAUCCGCACUUUUUCGCACGAUCUCUUGAUCACAGCACACAAAUCAUAUGUGACGAACUCAAUGUCAGCCCUGAGAAAACUGUCUUAGUUGGUGAUUCUUUCAAAGAUUUUGCAUUUGGAAGAUCAACGAGGGUGCAAAAGAUUGGUGUGUUAUCAGGUGUAGGGUCUGCAGAUGACCUGCAGUGGGUCACCGACCUAGUUGUACCUACUGCAGACCAUGUGAUUGAUCAUAUCAUGGAUGACUCAUCGACCAGUCCCAAUAAACGGAAGAUACAUCUAAAUGUGGCUCCUCUGACGAGGAAGGUCGACCUCCAGAGUCGAUAUUUCAGCACCACGCCACGAAGGAGACAAUCGUCCAGUUGCAUUAAUGGUAUACAGGUGAGGAAUGUAUCCACGAUAUCUAGAGCUGGAUCCACCUACGACUACGUCAUCGUUGGUGCAGGAUCAGCUGGCUGCACUCUCACCAAUCGACUGUCUGUUGAUCCAAACAACAAAGUGUGUGUUCUGGAGGCUGGUCCAAGAGACUACACCUGGAAAAUACACAUGCCUGCUGCCCUCAUGUACAACCUGUAUGAUAACAAGUACAACUGGUUCUACCAUACCGAACCAGAGCCUAACAUGAACAACAGGGUCAUGUACUGGCCACGAGGACGAGUCUGGGGAGGAUCGUCUUCACUCAAUGCCAUGGUAUACGUCCGUGGCAAUGCUGGUGAUUAUGAUGGAUGGGAGAAGGCUGGGGCAAAGGGAUGGUCAUAUGCUGACUGUUUACCAUACUUUAAAAAAUCUCAGACCCAUGAACUUGGGGAGAAUGACUACAGGGGAGGUGAUGGUCCUCUUCACGUAUCACGAGGAAAGUCCAACAACCCACUGCAUCAGGCUUUUAUAGAAGCAGGUCAGCAGGCCGGCUUCCCGUUUACAGAAGACAUGAACGGCUAUCAGCAGGAGGGCGUAGGGCCGAUGGACAUGACCAUUCACAAAGGCCGGCGAUGGAGUGCUGCUAUGGCUUACCUCAGGCCAGCUUUAAAACGUGACAAUGUGACAGUGGAAUCAAAUGCCUUGUCCACGAGGAUUGUAUUUGAGAACAAGCGAGCCGUGGGUGUAGAGUAUGAACAGAAGGGAGUAAAAAAGGUUAUCAGAGCAGAGAAGGAGGUGAUUUUGAGUGGAGGAUCAAUCAACUCUCCUCAGCUUCUCAUGUUAUCGGGUGUAGGUAAUGCAGACGAGCUGAAGUCGCUGGACAUUCCUGUAGUUCAACACCUUCCUGGUGUUGGAGAAAACCUCCAGGACCAUCUUGAUGUAUGUGUACAGGAGGCAUGCAAGCUUCCCAUCACUCUUUAUUCUGCUCAGUGGAAAUUCCCUCACAAUAUGAUUCGCAUUGGGCUUCAGUGGUUCCUUACACAGACAGGUGAUGGAGCGACGACUCACUUCGAAAGUGGCGGGUUUGUUCCAAGUGAAGAAGGCUUAGAAUAUCCUGACAUUCAGUUCCAUUUCGUACCAGCUGUUACAAACGAUCAUGGGCGUAAUACUGGUAAUGAACAUGCCUAUCAACUCCACGCGGGACCUAUGCGCGCCACCAGUAGAGGCUAUGUCAAGCUGAAAACCAGAAAUCCAAAAGACCAUCCAAAGAUUGUAGCCAACUACCUGUCUACAGAAUAUGAUUUGAGGACAAUGAGGGACAGCGUUAAAGCUGCAAGGAAAGUGUUUAAACAGAAAGCGUUCGAUCCUUUCCGUGCUGGUCGAGAGAUAAAGCCUGGACCUAAUUGUCAAUCAGACGCUGAAAUAGAUGCUUUCAACCGUGCUAAUGGAGACACCGACUACCAUCCAUCAUGUACAUGUAAAAUGGGAGAUGAGAGUGACCCGAUGGCUGUGUUGGAUUCUCAGACUCGUGUUUUAGGUGUAGAUAAUCUUCGAGUAGUUGAUGCCUCUAUCAUGCCAAAUAUUAUUACUGGAAACCUGAACGGCCCGACAAUAAUGCUGGCUGAAAAGGCGGCUGACAUUAUCCUGGGGAACAAACCACUGUCUUGGUCUAAUGCUCCUGUAUACAAGAACAAAGUAUAGCAAAUUAAAUAAUGAUUCUCAAAUAGGGUUUGGUAGAAUAUUAUU